Messenger RNA from Morchella importuna, 951 nucleotides. RefSeq lists its product as uncharacterized. Gene Ontology annotation, cellular component: plasma membrane. NCBI's taxonomy places the organism in Eukaryota, Fungi, Ascomycota, Pezizomycetes, Pezizales, Morchellaceae. Bases 1 to 951 code for a protein of 316 amino acids. The record is from RefSeq and is a predicted model, not a curated record. The transcript has a single exon.
AUGUUCACCCCCGUCGAAACCACCAUCGGUGCCCUCCUCCUCCUCCAAUCCACCACAACCCUCCUCCUCACCACCGGCCAGCCGCUCGGCGCCUCCUCCACCCUCGGCAGCAGCCUCACCUCCCCCAAUCUCCACAACCUCCCGCUGCUAACGGGCAUGCUCCUCGCCACCACGCUCACCUCCCACACACUCCCAACGCUCCUCCCACCGCCCUCCCCCGCGGUCCCUAACCAGCGCUACAUACUAGCAGCCCUCCUCGUCGGCGCCGGAACACGCCUCGCAAACGGCUGCACGUCCGGCCACCUCCUCUGCGGCGUCCCGCACCUCUCUAUCCGCUCCAUUGUCGCCUCGGCCGUCUUCUUCACCACCGCCGCCGUCACGGCGACGCUCUCGUCGGUGUGGUAUGGCACCACCCCCGCCUGUGCUGGCGGGAUGGCAUGUUCCACGCCCUCCUAUCCCAGCGCCUCCGAGACAACCACCCUGCUCGGGCUCCUCGCAGCAACGACGCUCGUCUCAGCGGGUACCUUCCUCCUCCCGCGCCGCCCGCUCUCGACCGCUCUCGUGCGCGGCUGGGUCGGCGUGACCUUCGCACUAGGGCUGCUAGUCUCCGGGAUGGCCGACGCGCGCAAGCCACUGCGGUUCUUGACGUUCCGCGCGGGGCUGUGGGAUCCGAGUCUUGCCAUGGUGGUUGUUGGCGCUGUGUUGCCGUCGCUGGUGGGGUGGGGGUGGGGUGUGCGGCGGGUCGGGAUGCCGGUGGUGGGCGGGGAGUGGAUGGUGAGGGGGAAGGAGGUCGGGGCGAGGCUGGUGGGCGGGAGUGUGUUGUUUGGGCUGGGGUGGGGGAUGGCGGGGGUGUGUCCGGGGCCCGGGGCGGUGGGGCUGGCGGUGGGGAUUGGGGGCGUGGCGUGGGUGGGUGCGUUUUGGGUCGGGUGGGGGGUGGCGGGGUUGUUUUAG